CUCCCCUCCAGACCAAGACGACGGCGUUUCGCGCACCAACGACGCUUUUGGACCUCCUCCCUCAUUCCUAUUCCACUUCGCUGUAAAACCGAUUCGGAUUUUCUUCUCAAUGCCCAAGGGUUUUGAUCCUCUCACCCUAAGAAACCCUAUUUUUCUCUUCUUCCCCUUCUCGAUCUCUUCCAUUCACCUGGGUUUUCGAUGGAUUCUCCCCCCGAGAUCGUUCCUGACCAAUCUUUACCUGAGCCAGAUAUCUCCGGCAACCACCACUCUCCCGACGGCGGCGGCGCUCCGGUGCCGGAGACGGAAGAGGUGCCGGCGCCCAGGAGAACACGCCCUUCACGCGCCUGCACUAUUAGGGCACAGCAGCGGCUUCAGGAGCAGCAAGCGGCGGAGAGGAGACUGAGGCCGGCGAAGAAGGAGCAGCAGAGACGGAGUCAGCGACAGCGGAAAGAGGAGGAUGAGGAGAAGGAAGAGGACGAUCAAGAGGAAGAAGAAGGAGAAGAUGGGUCGCCGAGGAAUCAGCAGCAAUGCGGCGGAGGAAGUACCAGUAAGAUUGUGACGUCUCUAGUUCCGCCGCCGGAGCCAUCGCAGAUGCCUCGUUGGAGCCUCCGUUCAAUGUGGGAACUUGCUUCCGUACUGAAUUUCUUGCAUGUUUUUAGACCGCUUUUGAACAUUAACUUGGAGUUUUCGGCCGAAGAGUUCGAGACUGCUCUGCUGAAUCCGAAUGACACUUUGAGCGAUAUACACAUACCACUUUUAAAGGCUAUUCCUCCUGUAACUCGAAUGGCUCUCACACGUGACACCUGGGUCACUGUCUUACGCAGAAAACUACGAGAUUGGUGGCAUUGGGUUGCAGAAGGGAACUUCCCUAUUAUCGCAUCUCAUGGGCUGGAGGUUGAAAAGUACAAAUCUCUUGAUCCAGGAACCCGUGUGGUGAUAUUGAAAGCUUUGUGUGAUAUUCGUGUUGAGCAAGAGGACAUCAAGGGCUACAUUGACAACUCUCUUAAAAGUGGUGUUCAUCUCUCAGCUUUCCGUAAAGAACGUGUUGGGGGUGAUUCUCACGGAGUUAAUUUCUGGUAUGAAGAUGACCCCUUAAUUGGCCACCGAUUAUACCGUGAAAUAAGGAAAGCCGAGUCAGUGAAGGUGAAAACAAAGGGUUCCCAGGUUCUUUCUAAUAUCACACACCAAUGGGAAACUGUUGCCACCAACUUUGACGAAUUUCAAGAUGUUUCUGAGAAACUUUUUUCAAGUAAAAAUAGGACCGAGGCUUCUCUAGGGAAAAAGUUGAAGAAUGAUAUGCUUCCUGAAAUCGAAAGAGAACAUAAGAGGAAAGAAAGAUUGUUGAAAAAGCAACAUAGACAGGCUCUUCUUCUUGAUAACUUCUUGGUUGUCGAUGGCCUUGGAGGUGGGCGUUCUCUUCGUGACAGGAAACCAGUCCGAUAUACUUUUGAUGAUUAUGAUCGGUCAAUCAAUGAAGCUAUCAAGAUAACCAAAAAGAAACCGCCAUCACCAGAACCUCCUCUUCACAGAAGAGAAACUGCCAUAUUGGAUACGGUUCCAGAUGACAGAUGGGCAAGCUCUACCCAUCCUCCUGAGCCUGGAAACGAUACAACAUCCGGGAGAUCGUCUGAGUUUGCCGAUUGCAAUGACGUGGAUGAGCAUAAAUCAGAAUCGUUUGACAGAAGCAAUCGGAGGAGACAGCGGCCUCAACGGUAUUCAACUAUGGACUUUGUUGAAACCAUGUCAGAAAAUGAGGCAGACUUUGACAGUGACGAUGACAUAGUUGGGGAAGCAAUCUAUGACGAAGAAUAUCUGAGGAAGCGUAAACAAAGGAAAAAUCUCUCUAGUGGCUCCGAGGGUGACGAGGAGUACCGGUGGGAUGAAGACAAUGUUGAUGAUGAGGAAGAAGAAGAAGAGGAAGAAGAUUCUUUAAGUGUUAGUGAAGAAGAUAGUGAUGAACCCCGGAGGUUUAAGAGAAUGCCACGGAGAGAAGCAAAAUCACGAUCAAGACCGAAUGAUCUCCGUCCAGGGCUUAGGCGCAGUAAAAGAACCAUGAGAAAUCGAAUUGACUACAAACAAUACGAGCUUUCAGAGUCAGACAACGAAACAGCAAAACCUGCAAAAUCUAGGCGGUUGGUAGAACGGGACGAACUCCUUGAUGAAACAGAAGAAGAGGAUUUUUCAAUGGGAAGCCAGGAGUCUGAAGAAAAUGGGAAUGACCCAGAAACAAAAGUUGCUGAAGAUCCUAUCAAUGAAGAUAAUGACAAUGAAGAGACAACUGAGAAAGAGAGCGACCGGCUUCUUAACAAAUCAAAUGGCACAGACCAAGAUGAAGUUGAGAGGGUCGGGAAAAGGCAUUACCUUGACCUAAACGAGCUUGCCCCCAUAUCUGGUUUCGAUGAUGGGCCAAACACGGUAUUGAAGGAUGACGAAAACACGGGCAUUUCAUAAGCACUCGAGGCCUCUCUUUGCCAUUGUGAAGCAUUGGCCAUUGUUUUCCCCUUCAGGGCGACAGUAAAAUUCAUCGUUUCUUCUGGAAAGCCUGACCCGAGAUUGUUCACGAGACACGGGACACUUGGCACUCAUUGGCUUCUGUUCGAGUUGUAUCUAAGGUGAUGUAACUUAAUCAAAGGGCUUCUCAGCUAAGAGCUAAAGAGGAAUGUAGAUUUAGCUGGUCAUUUUUUGUUUACGGUGUAACACCCUUGGAAGAAAUACUACAUUGGGUGAUCCAAGAAAUCCCUUGGAGUUGGUUUGAUUUAUGUUGUGCUAUCCAAUUAGUGUACAAUACAACUUUAACCUGACUAUGUAAUAACCAAAAAAAAAGAAAAGAAAACGUUUCAGCCUCUUA
Tarenaya hassleriana is the source of this 2848-nucleotide messenger RNA. RefSeq names its product DDT domain-containing protein DDR4-like. The coding region runs from base 199 to 2451 and encodes 750 amino acids. Lineage: Eukaryota; Viridiplantae; Streptophyta; Magnoliopsida; Brassicales; Cleomaceae. Gene Ontology annotation, biological process: regulation of DNA-templated transcription. The record is from RefSeq and is a predicted model, not a curated record. Gene Ontology annotation, cellular component: RSF complex. The transcript has 12 exons.